AUGCCGGAGAUCACGGAAGGCAGCAGCCAGCUGAUCGCUCUGCAUGGCUUCUGGGAAGGCGCCGCCAAGAAGGAGAAUGUCCUGGCGCUGCACUGCGACUCAGAUCCCGAGCUGCCAGCACGGAUCCGCGCGGCUGUGUCCCUGGCCCCACAUCCUGGCGCUGCCAUCCGCGCAGCGGCGAAGGUUUUGCAGGCUCAGCAGCGAUUCCGCGCCAUGCGCCAGGACCUGAAGCAACGACGCGCGCGCCUGGGCCGCGGCGGCAUGCGGAGCAUCGCUGGCCUUCAGGUGCGGAACGCGGCCCUGUCGCUGCUGAACGCCGCUGCGGCCUGGCCUCCGGGCUCCAAGGUCCUGGAGUUGGAGAUCUUGGUGAGGCACAGCCGGCAGGAGGAGGAGGAAGAGACCCACCUGGCUGACAUCCCGGCGAAAUUUAAACCGGAGAAGGCCGCGGUCAUCGCUGAAAAGAUCGCGGUUCAGGUUUCUGACGACGACCUCCAUGUCUUAGACAAGGAGCUCUUACAGCAAGAAAUCAAAGAAGUUCUCAGGCUUUUCCGGUACUUUUCAGCGCUGCCGGUCAAGGGCGAUCGCGCCAAGCUCUUCUUGACGGACGCUCCGCUCAGCAAGAGCAUGCUCGAGGGCGAAGACCGGGCACUCCCCGCCCUGCGGCAAGCUCUGAAGGAGGCGUCCGCAGACUGGCGCGCCGUUGCCAGCAGCCUCGACCACAGGCUCGACCUGGAGAUGUUGUACCACGGCCUGAAGGACCGAGCCGGCCGGCUGGUGGUGAGGGGUCGGCGAGACCCCCUGCUGCCUCUUGUUCCGCGGCCCGCUGCAUUCUUCGGCCCACGCGCCGGGGGCAACCCGCGCGUCCGGGCCUUCACUGGUGACUUACCAGUGCUGGCUGAUGAGGCCGAUGCGGGUGCAGCGCUUGAAGGCAGGUGGUUCUACGCACCCGAUGGCUGUUUUCAGAUUACCUCUGAGAACGGGAGCCUCGUUUUCGACGAGCUCGUCGAGCCCGGCGAGCGGUAUCGCGGCGAGUUGCAGGAAGACGGCGACUGGUUCACGGCGGAGCUUACUUGCGACGGUGUUGCCCAAGGUGAGAUGCGCCUCUGCUGGUUCGGCGAGCAGCUGAAAGCGAGCUUCAGGGAGUCGCCGCAAGAAGCCUGGAACCAGGUGCUGGUGGCCGGCCGCCAGGCUCCAGGGCCAACGGCUGGAGGCUCCUCCCGGCGUGAAAGCACCGGGGGAACCUCUGGCCGCGGGCCAUUGGGAAUGGACCUGAGCCAGACCCGAACCCGAUCCGAGCGCGGCCCAGAGGCAGCAAAGACCGGUGCCGCUGAACGCAGUGGAGGCCCCGAUGCCGAGGCCGAGCUCCUUCGCGCCUUCGCGCGCUUCGAUCAGGAUGGCAGUGGGCAGAUCGAUCUGGCCGAGCUCCGCAGCCUCUGCGCCGAGCUGGGGCGGCACCUGAGCGACGCAGAGGCGAAGGAGGCUCUGGCAGUGCUGGACGCGAACGCGUCCGGGACUGUCAGCCUUGACGAGUUUCGCACUUGGUGGCUGGCGAAGCCCGGGGACUCUGCGUCGGCGUUCGCGCUGCCAGCCUUGGACUUCCUGAAGUUUAGCAAUCACGGCCUCUCAGCGCUGGGACUUUCGUUGCCUGCCUGGCCACAGGAAGCCGAUGAGGCUCAGCUGAAGGAGGUCUUCAACAAGUUCGACAGAGACGGUAGUGGCGACAUCGAUCUCAACGAACUGCGGACGGUAGCCGAGGAGUUGGGUGUCUCGAUGACUCCUGCUGAAGUGGAGGCCGCGAUGAUGGAGCUCUCCCAGAACAAAGGCAGUCGCUGCGACUUCCCGAGGUUUAGUGCAUGGUGGCUCCAGAACCAUGGCUCCAGUUCCUUCGGAGCUCUGGGGCGGAGCCUGAUGAAGGCCGGCAUGAGCUUGGGCGUGCCCUGGGAGCGAGCCUGA
Messenger RNA from Symbiodinium natans, 1953 nucleotides. The record is from the annotation of a GenBank genome assembly. Lineage: Eukaryota; Dinophyceae; Suessiales; Symbiodiniaceae.